Molecule: messenger RNA, 2997 nt
Organism: Drosophila navojoa
Lineage: Eukaryota; Metazoa; Arthropoda; Insecta; Diptera; Drosophilidae
Biological process (GO): cell surface receptor protein tyrosine kinase signaling pathway; protein phosphorylation; positive regulation of kinase activity
Cellular component (GO): plasma membrane; signaling receptor complex
Molecular function (GO): transmembrane receptor protein tyrosine kinase activity; ATP binding
Source: RefSeq, a predicted model, not a curated record
UCAUUUGAGUGAUUUAAAUUGAAAGCAAAAGUUUGAUCUGUUUUGUCAUUCUACGCUAUUUGCUGUUCAAACUAGUUAAAUGGAUAAGUGCUGUAAAACGCUAAACAAAUACAAAUACAAAUAGAUACGUACGUGAGCGUGUUUGUGUGUGUGUUUGUGAAUAUGUCUGUGUCCGUGUGUGUUAGCCUAGUGCCAACAAACCCUAAUGCCCAAAUGCUUUGCUAACUCCAAAGAGAGUUAAGCCCAAAUCACAAAUACCAAAAAUAAAAAAAAACUAAUUUAAAGGCAAAUUUACACAGCUCUAGAGUGGACACCAGCUGGCAGCACUAGAGUGGACCAAAACUGGCAGCAUCAAAUGUGAACUCGGAGCCAUAUACCCUAUACCAAUUAUGAGCAGUGGAAAUUCGAAGAAUGCUGCGGUUAAUAUUCUAUAAUGUGCUCAUAACGCAUAUUGCGCUGCUGUUGCUACCCAGCAAUGUGGCUGAACUGCUGUCUCCGCGCAACGGGAGCGAGAGCUUGCCAACGCCUUCGAUUCAAAUUCUGUUCACAGCCAAACCAAGUCGGGCAAUGUUCGACAUUCGGCCGGAGGAGCCAACUAUGCAAACAAUGUUCCUCAAUACAACAGUCAGCAACAACAACAACAACAACGACGACAACAACAACAUCAACAUCAAUGGCAACAAAAUAUUCUACAAUAGAACAGAGCUUGAAUCGGGCCCACACAAAAGCAGAAACAAACUAAUCCUAAAUUUGGGCAAAGGCGAAAUCACUGAGCUGUCCGUGAAUGUGACGCUGUUCAAGCAGAAAAUCCCACGGCUGCAAGUGCGCUGGCAGGACAACCUGCCCAAUGGCACCAUAUACAAUGUGCUGGUCAGUGCCGUGAACAGCACUCGCUGCCCGGACGCGCCCUGCAGCGAGUACUCCAUUAAGAAGAAGCCCAGCAACUACAUCUAUCUGCCCCAGAGUCCCAAUCCGAAUGUCGAGUCCCUCGACUGCAACUACAUGUUUGGCUGCCUGUACAAUGUGACUGUGGAGACAUCAAAUCUAUUCGUGCGCCGCUCCACGCGCGUUUUCAUACCACGCUGUGUAGCCGGUGAAUGCUCCUGCCAGGAUCCUUCCUUGCUACCAAAAGUGCUAGCCACGGCCAACAUGCAGGCCAACGAUACCAUCAACAUCGCUUUCACCAUACCUGCCACCGAGCAGAUCCGCAAGGAGCAGGAGAAUCGUCUGCACGAGACGCUGCAGCUCUAUAAACUGCAGCUCAAAAUCAACGAGGAGACCAAUCCAUUGCUGUUGUGGGGUGGUGUUCUGAAGAAUCUGUUCAAUCGGACUUACAACCUGAGUGAAUCGCACUUCCGUCCCACUGCGCAGGGCUUCGAUGGCAACAUGAUGCUCAACCUGGGCACGCAGCUGAAGGAGAAGACUUCCCUCAAUCUGCAGGCCAUGAUAAUAGAUCCCACUGGCUGUGAGGGUCAGCGCACCGUAUACAGAUUUCCGGUGCCCGCCAAUCCACUCAUGCUGAACAGGGAUGCCCAUCUGAGUAACUCGCUCAUUGUAAUGACCACCUUGGUCUUUGUCGUCUUUUGCGUGGGCCUGUUGACACUUCUCCUUCGUCGUCGCCGAGCUCGGGCCAAGGAUAAGCUGCACAAGAAUCAGAUAUAUAUGCAAUCGCUCGCAGUGUCUCCCGUCGAAAUGGAGGACAACAUCAACUACGUGGACAAAUACAUUGAGCAAUCGCAGGCUUUGGGCCUCGCCGACAUAUUCGAGGUGCCGCACUCAGCCAUUCACAUUGGCCGAGUCCUGGGCGAAGGCGCCUUUGGGCGCGUGCACAUGGCGAAAGCCAGCAAUUUGCGACGCAUGCGGGGCACGACGGUAGUUGCUGUCAAGCAGCUGAAGGCCAAUCCCUCGGCAGAUGAGGAAGCCGAAUUCCUCUCCGAAAUUAAUAUGCUUAAGGGCGUCGGCACACACAACAACGUGGUUAGCUUCCUGGGCUGCUGCACCAUACGGGCGCCCUUACUGAUGAUCAUGGAGUUUGUGGGACGCGGCAACCUGCUGAACUACUUGCGUAUGGCCCGCCAGGAGCUGGGCCAGCCAAGGGUGCGCAAUGCGAACCACUCGAGUGGCAGACAGGCCAAAGGCAACUCGGCAGGCGCCUCGGUGGCGCAGCUGCCGAGCGUUAAUUACAUUGAACUCAAGGCCAGCAAUCAGUGCACCGCAUUGGAAUCCUCCUCCAGCUCCGCCUGCUCGCCCUACUCCAAUUCAAACGGAGUGGGACACAGACAGCCAAAACCCUCAUUUGCGGAAACUACGUAUACCAUCGUGGAGGAGGAGGACUCUUUCGAGUACAUACUCGACAACAGGGAGUUGCACAAUUUCGCACUGCAAAUUGCAAAUGGCAUGCGAUUCCUGGAACAGCAAGAGAUAACACAUCGCGACCUGGCAGCUCGCAACGUGCUUAUCGACGACAACAAGACGCUGAAAAUUUCAGAUUUUGGCCUCUCCAGGCAUGGCAUCUACACCAAUACCAAAACACGAAAGUUGCCUUUGCGCUGGCUCUCGAUUGAGGCCAUCAGAGACAACGUGUACUCCAGCAAGAGCGACAUUUGGGCGUACGGCGUGGUCCUCUGGGAGAUCGGCACCUUGGGCGCCUCGCCUUAUCCCACGAUCAGUAACAGCGAGCUGAUACCCUUUCUCUUGGCGGGCAAUCGGCUGGAGCGCCCCGAGAUAUGUACGCCGCAGGUGUACACGAUAAUGCUGCAGUGCUGGCUGGAAGACCCAGAGGAACGACCCACCUUCGACGCCCUGUACAAGGUAUUAAGCCCGAAGACCACCUACAAGGACAUAAACAGUCUGAGCGACGAUUACGUCUUUCCACCAAUUAGGGAGUAAAUUAAUAGAAAUGCAAUUCUUUUUAGUAUAAUUAUUGUUUAAGCUACAUCUAAAUAUUAUUUAACUUUCCCAUUGCCCAUGAUGUUCAAAGCAUUAUUUUGGGGCAAC